AUUCACAACGCUACUUACAUGUCGCUAUUCUUAGACAUAUAAUACUAAAGACAGACGGGCGCUAAACCGCUUGAUCAUUGAUUGCGAGAUCAUCAGGCGUCGAAGUCUCUCCCUCCCUCACUCUCGCUCACACGUCUCUCGUUUCUCACUCAUUCGCUCUUUUAUCCGAUUCACUCAUCCCCCACAUCCCCCCUUCGCUUCUUUCAUCACCAAAUCCCUUACCGAUGCGCCACUUCUUCGACAAUGUGGUGGUCAUCCCGUUUUCUCAGUCUUCUGAUCGCCUGCACGACCGCAACGUUGGUGUCGGCCACCCGGCUGAUCGAAUCCAAUGCGCUGAGCCUCUGCCAGAACAGCCCGAACUUCACAGCCACGUAUUUCAACGUCCGCUUCACCCCCAACAACCAGUCUCUGACCCUCAGCUUCGAUGGGGUCGCGGCCAUUUCCGGCUAUGUCACCGCCGAUGUGGUCAUCUAUGUCUAUGGCUAUGAGAUGACCAUCGAGACCCUGAAUCCGUGCACGAUGAACCUGCCCGGUCUCUGCCCCAUGAAUGCGGGGGACAUCAACGUUGCGAAUGCCAACCUUGUGAUUCCUGACGACGUCGUCAAAAGGAUCCCAGGAAUCGCAUAUACCGUUCCCGAUCUGGAUGCCUCCGUCCGCGUGUACAUCAACUCCACCGAUGCCGGCGGAGAAAGCAUCGCCUGCCUCGAAGCGACCUUGUCGAAUGGGAAGACCGUCUAUCAGAAAGGCGUGGGAUGGGCCACGGCCGUCAUCUCGGGAGUUGGCCUGAUCGCGUCCGCCGUCACGGCCAGUCUGGGCAAUUCCAACACCGCCGCCCACGUCGCCGCCAACGUGCUGGCCUUCUUCGGUUUCAUGCAAGCGCAGGCGAUGUUCGGCAUGAUUUCGGUUCACAUGCCGCCCAUCGUCACCGCCUGGACGCAGAAUUUCCAGUGGAGCAUGGGGAUCAUCCGAGUGACUUUUGUGGAGCGGAUCUGUACCUGGUAUCAACGGGCCACGGGCGGCACUCCCGGCACGGUGCUUUCGGAGCUGUCGACAGUGUCGGUGGAGGUCAUGCGGCGCAAGAAGCGAUCGAUCGAGCGCGCGGCCCUCGGCCUCUUCAAGCGGGACAGCCAGGGCAACACGGCCAAGACCGGGACCGUCGUCGUCCGUGGGAUCAAGCGGGUCGGGUUUACGGCGGGGAUUGAGGGGACCAACAUUUUCCUGACCGGGCUGAUCUUCUUUGUGUUUGGCGUCGCGGUGGUGAUGAUCAUCGUCGGGCUUUUGAAGGCUGUGUCCCAGCUGCUGGCGCGACACGGAAAGAUCAAACGGGACCAGUUCGCCGACUUUCAUGUGUCCAAGGGGAUCUUGUAUCGGAUGAUGCAGAUUGGGUUCCCCCAGAUGUGUGUUCUGUGCUUGUGGGAGUUCACCCAGCAUGAUUCCGCGGCGGAAGUGCUUCUGGCGGCGGUCAUGUUGCUGUCCGUGGUGGGUGCCUUGGGCUGGGCGGCGGUCCAAGUGAUCAUCAUCGCGCGCAACUCGGUGGGAAUGCAUCGGAACCCCGCGUUUAUCCUGUACUCGGACGAGACGUGUCUGAACAAGCUGGGGUUUCUGUACGUCCAGUACCGCGCCACCGCCUAUUACUUCCUCGUCCCCGCCAUGCUGUAUGUCCUGGUCAAAGCGCUGUUCAUCGGCCUGAGCCAGCCGGCGCCGAUUGUGCAGACGGUCGCCCUGGUGAUCAUCGAGACGUCGAUGCUAAUUGCGAUUAGCAUUUUGCGCCCGUGGAUGGACCGAAAAACCAACGGAUACAACGUGGCGAUCGGCGCGAUCAAUUUUCUGAAUGCGAUCUUCCUGCUGUUCUUCUCGCAGGUGUUCGACCAGCCGGGACUGGUGACGGGCGUCAUGGGGGUGAUCUUCUUCGUGUACAACGCGGCCUUUGUGUUGGUUCUGUUGGUGCUGGUUCUGGUCACCUCGGGGUUCGCCAUCUUCUCGAAGAACCCGGAUCUGCGAUACCAGCCGAUGCGCGACGACCGCGGCUCGUUCAUCAAGUCGCAGAGCCAGCUGGGGAUGACGGAGCUGGAUGCGCUGGGAUCGACGGCCCGGGGGGAGAGUCCGCUGAAGCGGUUCUACAUGGCGGGCGAGGGGAAUGUGUCGAGUGGUACGGGGGUUGGGGGUCCGGGCAGUCGCGACAGCAUUCCCAGCAGCGCAAGGGGGAGUCCGGUGGGCGAUGUCUCGGAGCGGGUGCACGCUGCAUGAUUCUGAAUGACUGAUACGAUGGCGUUGACUAUUUGAAUGAUUUACUGGGAUCUGGUGGGAAAAGGGCGUCUUCGAUUUUACUGGAUCUACGGUUGAACAGGAGGAGCUUUUCUGCCAAUGGAUGUCUUUGCUUGAUUGUGAUUGUUAUUUGUAGCGUCGACCUGUCGUAGCCACCUCCACUUUCC
Molecule: messenger RNA, 2432 nt
Organism: Aspergillus saccharolyticus JOP 1030-1
Lineage: Eukaryota; Fungi; Ascomycota; Eurotiomycetes; Eurotiales; Aspergillaceae
Product: transient receptor potential ion channel family protein
Exons: 2
Coding region: 244-2247 (667 amino acids)
Biological process (GO): transmembrane transport; fungal-type cell wall biogenesis
Source: RefSeq, a predicted model, not a curated record